Molecule: messenger RNA, 864 nt
Organism: Lathyrus sativus (Indian pea)
Lineage: Eukaryota; Viridiplantae; Streptophyta; Magnoliopsida; Fabales; Fabaceae
Source: the annotation of a GenBank genome assembly
AUGGCGAAGGAAAUGGAAGGUGGAAAGAAGAGGAACAAUGUUGAGCUAUUUUUCUUAGCCACUCUCAUACUCUGCCUUGCCUCCGUUCCUUUCCAGAUACUUCUCACACACCGCACCCAACUUCUCUACAUCAUCGCCGGUUCCUUCUUCUACCAAACAUCUAACUCUAUCAUCCGUUUCUUCUCCUCCGCCAAAUCUCCACCCACUGACCCUCUCUUUGUUAACACCUCCGUUUCUCUUCUUCAUUCCAUCGUUACCUCCACUUCAGUGGUCUUCACCUUGUUCACGCAAUGGUUAAACAAUGGGUUGAAAGGAAUGUUUGACCAUUCACAGUUAGUAGAAGGUACUUGGCCAUGGGCAUUUGAAGCACUGUCUUUUUCCUGUGGUUACUUUGCAUAUGAUCAAUGGGAUAUGCUUCAUUACCGCUUAUAUAAUGGUUGGAUCCCUUCUAUCCUUGUGCAUCAUCUGGUUCUCCUUAUUUGCUUCACUCUUGCUUUGUAUCGUAAUGUCACUAUCAACUACCUUAUUCUCACUCUUAUCUGCGAGCUGCAUUCCAUCUUUCUGCAUGUGAGAAAGGUGAGGCGAAUGGCGGGUAUUCGGGAUUCAAGGAACGUCAUUAUUAAGUUAGAAUGGUUUCUGAAUUGGACUACGUUCUUUGUGGCAAGGUGCGUGUCCCACAUUCUCAUCACAGUGAAACUCAUCAAAGAUGCUCACAAAUUUGAGAAGGGCGUGGAGUUACCACUGGCUCUGUUUGGCAUGGCAGGGAUGAAUUUUCUGAAUAUUGGUCUUGGCAUUGAUCUCUUUAAAGCUUUUAAGCGAGAGAGGAAGUCUCAGCAAGCUAAUCAACAUCAACAUCGUGAAUGA